This is a messenger RNA of Eucalyptus grandis, 2117 nucleotides long. RefSeq lists its product as uncharacterized. The record is from RefSeq and is a predicted model, not a curated record. Lineage: Eukaryota; Viridiplantae; Streptophyta; Magnoliopsida; Myrtales; Myrtaceae.
UCACUCGCCAUAACGACUCUCCUCUCUCUCUCUCUCUCUCUCUCUCUCUCUCUCUGUGGAUCGGGUCGAUGACGAAAUCGAGCAUGGAGGCGAGCAACCGCGGAGGAGGAGACGAAUUCUACGAGGACAUAGAGGCGCCCAAGUUCGUGGACUUCACCGCGCCCGACCGCUACCCUCCCGACACCGACCGCUACUGGUUCUGCCUGCGCGUCGGAUGUGAUCAGAAACAUGAAGAAGAACUGGACGCUGAAGCAAUCUACAAGAAUUUCGUCCUUAGGGUAAUGGCAGCCAGAAGUCCCAACGUAAGACUCCGCAAAGCCUUAACUAGAAAGCCGAUUAAUACUACAGAGAAAUGUCCACUGUCGGCUCCUGCGAAACCAUCGAGAUCCAGAUUACCAAGGUUGGCUAUUUUAUCUUCGAUUUCCGGAAAGCCAGUCAAUUGCGGUAAAGAGAGGGUCAAAACUUCUCGUCCGGUGGUGGCUCCGACCCCUAACGCUAAGGCAAAGCAGCCAUCCAAUGUGGCUAAGGCAUUAACAACCCCUAGAAACACCAAGAGAGUCUCCAAUCCAGAACUGUUUCGGAGUGUUAGGAACCCAAAGGCGAAGCCUAAUGCCGGGCAGAACAAGAGAGUGGUAGCAAAAGCUUUGGCAUUUCCUUCGCCCAAAAAGGCCGCGAAGAUUAAAAUCUCAUCAGAGUUGGUAACUAAUGAAAAGAUUUGUGCCGAGAUGAAGAAGCUGGAGAUCGCAGGCCAAAAGAUGAAUAUAUUGGGGUAUGAUACGCCGGCGCCUAUUGCUGGCUCCAAGAAAAAAGUGCGUGCCAGGGAGGUCAAGAGUCGGGUUUUCGAUUCGUUGCGGACUCAAAAGUGCAAGGGUGCAGAUAAAGCUCCCAGAUGCCUGAAGAAAAAGGACAGAGCUGAAGACUCGAAAAACUGCUCUGAUUUAGCCACAACUGAAGGAACUUCAGGUGACUCCAGCGACAUGGAAGUCGACGACAAGUCCAAACGUGGAUCUUUGGAAGCAUGUCCUGAACAAGAAACCUCUCAGAAUACUGCACUGAAUGUACAUGAAGAAUCUUUUACGAAUGUAAGCACGUCAGAGAAACAAUCAGGGAAAGUCUGUGAGGAUUCAUCGAGUAUAGUGGGAGUUGAAAAGGCUGAUAAAGGGCUGGGUUCAGGAGCAGAUGUAGUUCCUACGGUUGAAGCUGUUCUAGAUGAGGACAGGAAUGGAUCAAUUUCUCAGGAAGAGGGUGCAUCAAGCUUAGAGGAGGAGAAAAUCCAAGAAAACUCUGGCAAUACCAGUGACCAGAAUGAUGUUCCUGCCAAUGAUGAAGAAAUUGGGGAUCAUGUCCUGGAUAAUGACGACAAAGAAAAUUCUACGGCCCCUGAUCGUAACAUAGAACAGAAUGGCGACAGCAACAGGAAAAUUCUGGGGAAGCUUGAUAAUCACAAGAAACAUGAGAAGGUCACUCAAACAUUGAUGAAGAUAAAGAAGAGCUCUAUUGCAGACAAAAGAAGUGCCCAGGGUGGGAAGUAUGUAAAACCAAGACCCACCAAUCCUAAGCCUUUCAGGCUAAGAACAGAUGAACGGGGAGUUCUCAAGGAAGCGAACCAUGAGAAAAAGCUUUCUACGCCAUUGAAAGAGGAUGCAACUGCGCCAGGGUUUCCAUCCAAGAAAAAUCAGAGUAUAAAGAAAAAGAUCAAAGCUCCUGAGUCCAGCACUUUUCACAGAGAAGUCGGACAGAAAAUGGCUGCAUCUACUCCCGAUAGAAACACUAUUUCGAAAAAGCAAAAGAACCUUACCCCUACAGUCUUGCGGUCCAGGGAAAGCGUCAGAAAGCCCAGAAUACUCUCAGUUAAAAGACAUGAAGGGCCUGGAAGCGCGCCAUCGAGGAAAAAGGAAGGAACAUGUCAACUGAGUGUCAUAAAGGAGACAUCUGCGAUGGACUGCGAUUCAAAAGAAGCAGCAAAGAUCCGACAACGCAGUGCUUCAGCAACCAAACCUACUGCUUCUGGCUCUUCGAGGUCAUCGUCAUGUGGCAGAAGGCUCCCAACCAUUCCAAAAGAACCGAACUUCCAUGAUAUCCAUGUUCCGAAAAGCUGCAUCAAGAAACUGACAUGA